CAGUCACGUCAUUCAAAAUGAGUUGGUAGCGUUUGUAGGUGUGUGCGGAACUUGUCUGGCGACUUUGAACUAGCGGGAGUCUCUGAGUUGAACUGGUGUCUGGCAAUAAUUAGUCAAGUAGAAUCAGUUGUUGAGUAUGGUUGAACUCUGAUUUGGUUCUGUAGACUCGGUUAUCCGUGUGUGUCUUCGGUUCGUUUUGCAUUAUUGUUGUUGUUAUUCUUUUCUGUUGUCUUUGGCUAGUAAAGGCGCAGUCAAUCAGCCAGUGGUGGACACUGGAAAAGUGGGCAGAAGUGCGCGCGGAUCCAACACUCUUCUCCUCCAUCAUUAUUUGUUUCUUUUUAGCUCCGUUCUUUGGAGCUGCUCCAUUGGUUUUUUUUCGGCGGUUCUGUUUUGCGCUGGCUGGUGAAACGCACUCCCGUCCGUUCGAAGAUACAAGCUCGUGAGAAGUGUCAGUGCUCUGACGUGUGCAAUUGAAUCGUGACACGAAAAGGUUUUUGUGGGCAGUUGCUAAUCGCUGCUUUCCUCAGGCUGAUGUGUGUACGCCGUGCAGAGAUUGGCGUUUGUAGGAAGCGAUGCAGAAAAUGCACGAAUGACGAUCGAAAACAGCAAUGAUUUGAAGCGAAGUCGUGAAAAAAGAUUUACUAGUAGCACCAGCGGCGGAGAGAUACAGCGAAGUGCGCUUAGUGAGCAGAGAGUGGUGUUAUUAUGUGCCCCCGAGAAAAAUUACUAGGAAAAAGGAAGUUUAUUUGCCAUAAUUAUUAGUUAAGCCGUAGUUCAAGUGGGUGAAAAUCAAAGAUUUGUACAAUUUUUGUUUGUUCAAUGAUUUCACCGCAAUUUAUUCAAUGAAUAAACAGUGAAGUUGCUAAACUAGCGGCUCUUGAGUGCGGGAGCAGCGAACAAGUGCAUAUAUUUUCUUGCCAGCAGUCAUUAAGACCGUGUUGUACCUAUGCGCCUCAAACUUUGUGCGUUUUAGGGAACUAAGUGCCUUUCAAAUCAGACGUAAGCGUGGCGGAAGCAACGCGAAGUAAGAGUAUAAUUGCAAAAAAAUUGCAAGUUAAGCUGUGUGGUCUAAAUCACUGUCGAAAGGAAACAAGUGCAGAAGUAAAAAGAAUAUUUACACAUACGCAAGACGAGUUUUAUUCGCUAGAGUUGACGAAAAAGAAAAAACACGGCGAAGAGAAGUAAGAAAACAAAAAAGCGAUAUUAAGAAAAGCUAAUUUUAUCGCUUAAGUAAAGUUGAAACGACGGAGAAGCAAAGUCACAGCCAAGUGUCUCCACACAGGCCUAGGGGCGAGAAUAUCAAGACGUAGACAGAAAAGAAAAAAACAAGGCAAUAAGUAAAACGCGCAUAUACCUCUACAUUCUCUCGCGCUCGCGUGCGCUGCUCUCCGAACACGUAUAGAAAACUACACAGCUAAGCGGAUACAAGAUGGCGUUUAAUAGCAAUAAUAGCAGCAACAACACCAGCAGCAACACAAACCCCUUGGAAAGUGAUGGGGCGAGCAAAAAGAAAAAUCUGAUAAUUCUGGUGGAUAAAGACUCUAACGAUAAGUUGAACGAGCUGUUCGAUAAAGCACUCAGCAAUAAAUUUCCGCUGCAGAUACCAUACCGUAUGCGAAAGCUGCCAGACUCGUUCUUCAAGCCACCGUCCUCCGGGUCCAAAUCGCCGUCGGUUUCACAUUCACGAGAGAAUUCGGCUGAUUCGGCCUUUGGUUCCGGAACCACCAUACUGGGUGGAGUCACAACCGGUCCGAAUGGUUUACCGAUCCAUCACAGUCGUGCCCAUAGCAGUCCGGCCUCGCUGGGUAAGAUUCCGGCCGGUCUGGUUGCCAGUAUCACAGGUUCCAGCGGAGUACAACAAAGCAGCAACAGUAGUAAUGUAAAUAGCAGUAAGACACAGCAAACUAACGUAGGCAGCAGCAACGAUGGCAACAGUCUCGGGGCAACGGGACUUGGCCAGCAGCAGGGUGGUGGCCUCUCGAAGCAGGCCCUUCAGCAUCUACAUAGUCGAGGACGCUCGUACGAUGUGUCCAAUCAACACGCUUUCGGUGAUUUGCCACCCGGCUGGGAACAGGCCAGGACACAAGAUGGACGCAUCUACUACAUAAAUCACAACACGCGAACAACCACGUGGGAGGAUCCCCGCAUAACCGCCCUGCAAGACCAAUUCCAGCAGCAGUCCAGCGUGGAAACUCUCUUCAACACGGGGUCCCAGACGCUGAUAAGUCCCACCAUCUCGUCACCAACGCCGCCCAAUGUGGUAUUUUCAGAUUCGAUCGAAAUGUCGAACGACGUUGCGCCACCGCCGCCGUCGUCGUCGUCGUCCAGCGUACCUAUGCUGAACAGCACCGCUAAUAUCAAUCUCGGUCCACUGCCCGAGGGCUGGGAGGAAGGCAUCACAAACAAAGGCGAACGGUACUACAUCAACCACGCGACACGGACGACCACCUGGAGGGAUCCCCGUUUGUCAAACCAAGACUGGGCGGUGCAAGAGCAAACGGUACGUCUAUACAACCUGCAGCUGGAACGUGAACGCCUCCGGAAACGACAGCAGGAAAUCAAGUCACAUAUGGGUGAGGACCCGUUCCUAUCCGGACUGACAGAUCACUCACGCCAGGAGUCCGCCGACAGUGGUCUGAGUGAAUCAUCGAUAUCACAAUCGAUGCCCCACACGCCCGAUUUCCUGUCCAGCAUAGACGACAGCAUGGACGGACUUAGCAUGACGGAUAACACAAUGGACACGAUCGCAUUUGGGGACAAUCUGGAAACGCCCGACGAAUUUAUGCUGGAUGAUCCUCUUCUGCUGGAAAAAAUUGAUGCUGUUAGUAAUCUGAACCUGAUAGAUCCCGCGAGCGCCAAGCCAGAUAAUACGUUGUACGAUAUUAUCUAGUGGUUUUUGCAGUGUAGAUAUUUGCGCGUUGCCAGCGGAGCAGCUGAGUAUGAGAAAUAGAUGGAACGAUAGUUUACGUUUAACAUAAUAUUUACUUAUGCGUAUGCAAUACAACACCCACAGCCACAAACGGAUAGAAGAAAAAAAAACCAAGAACAAGAAAAAAAGAAACACACGAGGAGAUAGCAACACGACUGACACACACAUAUUCAUGCAAACAUACUAAAUUCUACACCGACUCUUCACACAUAUUAGGCAGAAUUAUCAAAUGUAUUAAUCUUUCCUUCAUACUACGUGAGGAUAAACGAUACAGUUAAAAAAUGGGAGUGUGUGAAAAAUAAUAAAGAAUAAAACGAUCUUAAUUUUAGAACUAAGAAUGAUACUAAAGUAAAGAAAAACGUGACUGUGUUCGAUGUGCGAACACUUAGUCCGUCAGCUAUCAGAACUGAAGAGUGCCCGUAGUACACUACUUCUGUGAAGACCUGCCGAACCGGCGAGCUUCAAACUAAUUGCAAGCAAUGAACAUGUGCCUUCCUAGAAUUUUACUUCUACUCGAUGCAAAACAAGUUGUGAUUUCAUGGUUUAUAUUAUAGUUAUUUCCCAACAUAUCAUGAGGAUCAAUUUUAGAGGAAAAAAAGAGAAAAAUAAUAAUAAUUAGAAAACCUGUGAGUAAAACUCGGGUAAUGAACCGGGAGUUUAAAAAUCAUCUCAACUCUGCAAGUGCAAACAGAUGCAAUUUUAUGUUUCGGAAAAUGUUUGGCCUUUAAUACCUUAUUAUGUUUCGUUUGGAAGUAUUUUUCGAAGAUUUUAAUAUCGUUAGAAAACUAGUUGUGCUGAAUUAAGUGAAAAGCUUACAAAUUAAACUAGUGAAUAAUUUAUACUAUAAUGAAGUCUACUUACAACGAGAGUGCCUUAGAUGAACUGAAGUUUGAAGCAAACAGAAUCAUCAAUGGGCUGUCACGAAUGAUUGAUGGUCAGAUUACAAACAGUUAAUAGCAAAUACGAGAUAUGAUGAAAAUGUGUCACUUUUCGGGCAUAGCAUUAUUUUCACCCUUCUAUCAGUUUUCACCAAACUUCAAAACGAUAUGAAUCUACUCUAUCGCCAUGAAUUAAUGAAAGCUAGCACAAUCGUUAAUGGAUAAGCAAAUUAAUUAAUUGAUACCUAUUGCAACACAUGAAAAUAUGAUACAUAACCUAUUUUCUCAGAAUAAAUUAUUUUUAAAUACACGUACACUAUUACAACAUAUAUAUGCAUACAAACAUCGAAGCAAGCAAAUACAUUUGAUUCAGUUUGUGUGACUCCCCAAAAUUGGCUGCAGAUCUGGUGAAACCGAGAACAGGCUGUCCGGUUCUACUUACAAAAACUACAUGAAAUAAAUUUUAUUAUGCCUACUUACACUCAACACUGCAGUAAGCAGUUGAUUGAGUGUACUUUUACAUUAGUAAUAUUUAGAUCUAGUGUAAAUAAAUAAAGUCUUAGAGUAAUUUUGAUAUCUGCAAUCAAUACACCUUUAUAGUCAUAUUCUAGAAGUUCUCUCAUUUCACUGAAUCGUCAAUUAUUGAACGGUCAGUCUGCACUAUUACUAAAUCAUGGUUAAAACAAAAAAAAAAAAAUAUCCCAACAAUCCUAUUACUACUACUUGCAAUUUUAUUCUUGUCCAUUACUUUCUAUAAAGUUUAAUAGUUUUAACUAUCUUUAAUAAAAGCUUCUAACGGGUUGAUGCUCGGUAAAAAAAAAACAAUCAGCGGAAACACAACGAAUCGAAAUAUAUUUGCUUGAAUUCGGUCUAUAUGCAAAUGUAUGAGUUUGCCAUUGACCACUUUAACUUGUUUAUUCGAAUUGAAAAAAAAACGGGAACCGUAUUCAGAUUCAAUAUGCUCAAGUUCAAGACUAAUCCCACAAUAACAAACUUGUUCUACUUUGUUACGACUGAUCGGAUGAAAAAAUGCUAUGAUCUAAAAGAAGGGCUAAAACACCAGUUUCUAGAGGCAUCCUCGCAAAAUCGCAAGCCGUCCAACUUAGUGAAUGAAAAGCAAUAAUAAAAAUUCGCAAAAAAAAAACAAAGAAAAACAGCAAAAGUGAUAUGCCUGAAAUCUAUGACAAUAACGGAGUAACACCAUCAUGCAAUAUUUGCUGGAAAACAUGGAAAGCUUUGAUGCUACUAGGAAUAGUAGGGAGAAGAAAAAUGUUUGCUACAAGUAGAUUUUUAAAAUGCUCACACAAAGCCACCUAUUUCUCUAUAGUACAAACGUAGAGAACUAGUGUCGGCGUCUGUAAGGGGGACGCGACGUGACGUGAUGUAUUUUUUGUUCAUCACGCCAUCGCCAGCCAAGCGUUAAAAUUAUGAACCUUUUUUCAUUUUCCACAAUGAAAAACUGAAUUCAACAAAUAUAUUGAGAUUAGGAACAAAGCAUACUUUUUUCUUUACAAAAAUCUAUGUUCUACCACAGAACGCAAACAAAGCAGCGGAUAGUAGUAUAAAAAAUGAACUAUUAUUUUUCUACAAAACACUAAAACAAUGGCUACAGUGGCGGCACGGUGUUUUCAGAGUGUCAUUGAAACACACUGCGUUUGUGAUUAUUUUAACCAAAAUUAUUUGCUACUUUCAUAACGCAUAUAUACAUAUACAAACAUAACACACAGACUAACACCAGACCACGCAAUCUGUUAUCCUUGGAAAAUCUCAUCGAAAUGGCUAAUCGCUACCAUUUACAGUUGUUUCCCACGUUCAAGGUAGCGCAAGGGAACCAUAGGUUUAGAUAAAUUGUAUAAAGGUAGCAGUCGAACAUGUUAGAUAUACAAGGGACAUAGUCUGCUUUUGUAGAAAUGUGUAGAACAAAUAAUUUUGUUAAAAUGAAAUAGCGAGCUGUACCAUACAAAAGCGAAAUAAAAAUCGGAAAACAAAAA
Wyeomyia smithii (pitcher-plant mosquito) is the source of this 5798-nucleotide messenger RNA. It is a transcript of the gene yki, whose product is annotated as transcriptional coactivator yorkie. NCBI's taxonomy places the organism in Eukaryota, Metazoa, Arthropoda, Insecta, Diptera, Culicidae. Gene Ontology annotation, biological process: hippo signaling; positive regulation of transcription by RNA polymerase II. Gene Ontology annotation, molecular function: protein binding; transcription coactivator activity. The record is from RefSeq and is a predicted model, not a curated record. The coding region runs from base 1430 to 2890 and encodes 486 amino acids. The transcript is spliced from 7 exons. Gene Ontology annotation, cellular component: cytoplasm; nucleus.